Messenger RNA from Cephus cinctus (wheat stem sawfly), 1279 nucleotides. RefSeq lists its product as uncharacterized. The transcript is spliced from 4 exons. Bases 586 to 1104 code for a protein of 172 amino acids. Gene Ontology annotation, molecular function: structural constituent of cuticle. The record is from RefSeq and is a predicted model, not a curated record. Lineage: Eukaryota; Metazoa; Arthropoda; Insecta; Hymenoptera; Cephidae.
UUAUAUCAAUAAGCUUUUAACAAGUUUUCUUAUAUUAAUGUCAGCUUGACGCAACUCCCCUUGACAGCGCACUCAUACAUGAGACAGGGCACGCGUUACAACUGGCAACGGCUAUCAUGUUUGUUCCUAUCAAUGGACGCGUUGGCGGGGCACGAGCGCUGUUACAUUCCUGGGUGCAUGCGGAACAGACAAUAUUUUUUCUCGACCCUGAGAUUUAUCGAGGCGUGUCAAAGAUCAUUCUGCGACAAGGCAUUAACAUGGAGUCGAGGAGUAACGAGAGUGUUCAUUCUCGAGAACGGGACGUAAAAUACUGAAGGAUCUCCUUUGUCCGUAGCUAACGCUAUGGCUAGUCAGUUAGACAGUCUUAUAUAUUCUCAGGGAGUUAGGCCUCCCCAAGGUCUUGGAGAUAACGGAGAAAAAUCCUUUGAAAAAAUGUCGCAGGGUGUGUCCCAGGCCGCUCUGAUCUGAGGUGAACAGGCCAUUUCUAAGCCUAUAUAAGACGUCGUCGGGAUCGGCAUUUCCCAGAGCAAGCCACGUGCUAAUGAGAGUCGUUUGUCCAGCAGUGAAGUACCUUCAGAAAAAAAAAUGAUCAAACGAUUCAUCCAAGUAGUGCUCUGUAUAUUGGCACUAGCCACCACACUGCUGGCUAAACCAAAUGGUGACAGAUAUCCAGCUGGAGUGAAUCCACAAAGUUGUCCAAAUUAUCCAAACUGUGAUAACGCAGCUCUACACUCUGGACGUGCUUCUACUCCAUCCUGGUCUCCUCAAGGAGGUGCGUGGGCUCCUGCAGGAGCACCGGCAGCACCAUGGGCUCAACCUGCAUCCCCUUGGAACGCUCCUCACUCUGCUGGGAAUCCUGCAUCUGCUGGUGCACAGUAUCCAGCUGGUGUAAAUCCGCAAAGUUGCCCAAAUUAUCCUCAGUGCGACAAUGCAGCUUUACACGGUGGCGCACCAGCUAAUAAUGACUGGAACGAGCCCUCAUCAAAUUCCUGGGAUUCCUGGGACUCCUGGAGCGAUCCUUCGACGGCUCAACCUGCAGCAGUAGCACCACGUUAUCCUGCCGGCGUCAGUCAGCAGAGCUGUCCGAAUUACCCCUAUUGUUGAAAUACUCAUGAGGCAGCAUGGAUGAGAUAGGUUUGUUUUCAAUUAGUUUUGUCCAUUAUUUAGGGCGACGGUGGUAAAUUUACGCAAGAAAGUGCUUCAUCUUUAUUUCUCCGUUAAUGCCAACACGUGCAUUCUGAAAAUGUAUAAUAAAAUCCAUGGAAUAAUUGAAACUUAA